GGCUUUUCUCUCACUCGAAAAAUUGUUCUUGCUUCGCUCUCUCCCUCUCUCUCUACGCACACUUCGAAAACCAAAACCUUUUGUUCCUGGUUUUUCUUUGUUUUCGGUGAAUUGGAAAUGGCUGGUCGUGGUAAGACACUCGGAUCCGGGGCGGCGAAGAAAGCCCAGUCGAGGAGCAGCAAGGCGGGGCUCCAGUUUCCUGUGGGUCGUAUUGCCCGGUUCCUCAAGGCCGGAAAAUACGCCGAGCGUGUUGGUGCCGGUGCUCCGGUGUACCUUGCUGCAGUUCUUGAAUAUCUCGCUGCUGAGGUCUUAGAAUUGGCUGGAAACGCAGCAAGGGACAACAAGAAGACGAGGAUUGUGCCGAGGCACAUUCAGUUGGCCGUGAGGAACGACGAGGAACUGAGCAAGCUUCUUGGUGAUGUGACGAUUGCGAAUGGUGGAGUGAUGCCCAACAUUCACAACCUCUUGCUUCCUAAGAAGACUGGUGGGUCAUCAAAGCCUGCUGAUGAGGAUUAGAUUGGUGUUAAAGAGAAGAGAAAUACACAUGACUUUUGAACCACAUGUUAGGUUAUGGGGUGUGUUAGAUCCCUUGGGAACUUCAUCUCCCAAUGUCUUUUUGUUCUUUAAUUUCUCUUCUGAUUUUAUGUUUUUUUUUAGCAGUAGUUGGUGGUAGGAAUCGUGCUAGAUUUGUGCAUAAAAAUGAAUGAAUGGAAUUGAUGUGUCUGUUUAUUACAGUAAUGAAAAGCAACAUUCAUGAGAUGAUAUUUUGAAGUAAUGAAAAUUUCGUUGCCGGUUUGAUGAA
Molecule: messenger RNA, 802 nt
Organism: Sesamum indicum (sesame)
Lineage: Eukaryota; Viridiplantae; Streptophyta; Magnoliopsida; Lamiales; Pedaliaceae
Product: putative histone H2A.3
Cellular component (GO): nucleosome
Molecular function (GO): protein heterodimerization activity; DNA binding; structural constituent of chromatin
Source: RefSeq, a predicted model, not a curated record